This is a messenger RNA of Trichoderma citrinoviride, 297 nucleotides long. RefSeq lists its product as hypothetical. Lineage: Eukaryota; Fungi; Ascomycota; Sordariomycetes; Hypocreales; Hypocreaceae. The transcript is spliced from 3 exons. The record is from RefSeq and is a predicted model, not a curated record. The annotation marks the transcript as partial.
AUAUCUACUAAUAGAGAUUCUCCUAAUAUAUUUAUUAUAAUAAAGAAGGUGCUAAGUAAAGUUAGGCAGAUAAUCCUGCCUAUACUUAAUACAUUUUAUAAAGGUAUGCUGCUACUAGGCAGGCUUACUAUUGCUAUUAUUAGUAGUAAUAAGAACUAUAUAAAAGCGCUAUAUUUCUUAGCUAUAGCUAGUAUAAGAUUAAGAUAUGAUAUAUUAUAUAUUAUUUACACUUUUAUAGCUAUAGUAGUUAUUAAGAUAUAUUUACUUAAUCUUAUAGUAUACUUACUUAUAUACUAG